Messenger RNA from Racocetra persica, 405 nucleotides. The record is from the annotation of a GenBank genome assembly. NCBI's taxonomy places the organism in Eukaryota, Fungi, Glomeromycota, Glomeromycetes, Diversisporales, Gigasporaceae.
AUGUCAUCGAAAGAAACGUUUUUGCUUGAAAAUCGCCGAAAUUCAAUUCUCGCAAACAUUAAAGAAACUACUGAUAAUGGUGAUUAUAGAGUAGGUGACUUUUUUAUUGAAGCUAAAAAAGGUUCCGGUUUAUAUCUUUUACUUGGUCGAGUUGAUGAUACACUUAUUCAUACCACUGGUGAAAAAACCAAUCCAGUACCAAUGGAAAAUACUAUUUGUCUUAAUAAAUUUGUUAGACAUGCAGUUGUCAUUGGACAUAAUAGACCACUUAAUAGUCUUUUAAUAGAACUCGAUUUUGAUCGUUUAAAAAAUACACCUUUCUUGGAAAUCACGAAAAGUAUCUUUGAUUCAAUUCAUCAAGCUAAUAUUAAUUGCCCAUCACAUUCUCGAAUCUUUGACGAAAUG